Molecule: messenger RNA, 726 nt
Organism: Pristis pectinata (smalltooth sawfish)
Lineage: Eukaryota; Metazoa; Chordata; Chondrichthyes; Rhinopristiformes; Pristidae
Gene: grp
Product: gastrin-releasing peptide
Exons: 3
Coding region: 82-537 (151 amino acids)
Biological process (GO): neuropeptide signaling pathway
Molecular function (GO): neuropeptide hormone activity
Source: RefSeq, a predicted model, not a curated record
ACUCGGGGCAGCGCUUUUCCAGUCUAGAGAGAGAGGGGGAGAGAGAGGAAGGGAGGGAGAUUCGUGAGCGACGACUGGGAGAUGGGGUCUGAACCUAUUUUUUGGAAACAUCGUUUGCUCUUUUCUCUGAUAGUUUUCAGCAUUGCAACUUCCAAAGUCCACUAUGGACUCGCUGCUCCUGUUCAAAAUCAAGGCAAACGGACCAAACAAGUUCCCACAGGCAGUCAGUGGGCAGUGGGGCAUUUGAUGGGGAAAAGGACCUUUGAUGAUACCCUUUAUGGCUAUACCAACCGUGACAACAUGAUAUAUCCAGUUCCGUCAGGAAUUGCUAAGCAGCCAGAAGACGACUUGCAGUUGGCUGAGAUAGCCAAGAAAUUCUUAAAUUUGCGGGAAGAAACCUCAUCAACAAACAUUCAGAAAUCAAGGGAAGACAUUACAGUAGUUAAGAAACCACAGCAGACAACUGACUACAACAUCAGAGAGAUGGUGGAUUAUCUUCUGCAGGUUAUGGACGUGAAGGAUGAAACCCCAAGAUGAAUACACAAUGAGAAUUCAGCCAGAAAUUAAUCUAAAGAGACUAUUAUGUUUUUUCCUCCAAGUGUUUAGCUCCACCAAAUACCAGACUAAAUUGCUUCUGUUUUAAAAUAACUGAAUGUUCUUGUACUUCUGAACAUUAACUAAAUGAUUUUCACACAGCAGAUUAUGUUUUGAUGUUUUUAAUGUAAA